Messenger RNA from Cordyceps fumosorosea ARSEF 2679, 4347 nucleotides. Its product is annotated as canalicular multispecific organic anion transporter 1. Lineage: Eukaryota; Fungi; Ascomycota; Sordariomycetes; Hypocreales; Cordycipitaceae. The coding region runs from base 1 to 4347 and encodes 1448 amino acids. The record is from RefSeq and is a predicted model, not a curated record. Gene Ontology annotation, molecular function: ABC-type transporter activity; ATP hydrolysis activity; ATP binding. Gene Ontology annotation, cellular component: membrane. Gene Ontology annotation, biological process: transmembrane transport. The transcript is spliced from 2 exons.
AUGGCCACCUUCUCGGAUCACGAGUUCUCGGAUCACGGGUUCUGGGGCAGCACCGGCCCGACACCCGACUUUACCCUCAAGUUUGAGGAGUUCAUCUUUAGCCUGGCCGUCUCCUCAUGCUUGGUGGUUGGAUCCAUCGUCUGCUUCUUUCGCCUGUAUCAAGUGCCCGUGUGCGUUCGGACGACGGCGCUCCUUUGGGUGAAGCUGUCCGUUUCAGCGCUUCUCGUUGCAGUACAGACAUCCUUUGUCGCCGUCAGGAUCACAUCGGGCAGACAGCUCACAAACGUCACCUCGGCCGCGGCGGCGGUCGAUCUACUCGCCGCUCUAUGCCUCGCCGGCCUCCUCGGCGCGGACCACCGGCGUCACAUCCGCUCCUCCGCGUGGCUCAGCGCCUAUCUCCUGGUCACCCUCCUCACCGACGCCGCACGAAGUCGCUCCCUGUUCCUCCGCCCGGGCCUGGCACCGCUCGGCGGCCUGGUCGCCGUCUCGAGCGCCCUCCGGCUCUCGCUGCUCGCUCUGCAGGAAGUCUCCAAGCGCUCUGCGCUGAUCGACCCCGCCCUCCGCAGCGAUGCCGGACCGGAGACCACGUGCGGUCCGCUGCGGCGACUGCUCUUCCUGUUCCUCGGCCCCGUCUUCGCGAUCGGUUCCCGACGCGGUCCUCCGCUGCUGCUGCGCCACCUCGACCGGCUGGACCCGGAGCUGUCGUCUGCGCUCCUCCAUCGGCGGCUCGCCCGCUACUGGAAGCCGCAUCGCCGACCGUCGCGGGCACGGAACGCGCUACUAGAGGCGUGCCUGAGGACGUGGAAGGGUCGCCUCCUCGGCCUGGUCGCCUCCCGGCUCGCCGUCACCGGGUUCACCUUUGCGCAGCCGUUUGUGAUCCGCUGCGUCGUCGGUAUCGUUGGGCGGGCCACCACCAGCAGCAGCAGCAGCAGCAGCAGCAGCAGCGAGGAGCGCGGGGGCGCGGUGGCGGCGGCGGCGCUGGUCUACUUUGGCGUCGCCCUCGCGCGGGCCUCGUAUUCGCACCGGACGAACCGCGUGGUGACCGGGUUGCGCGGCGCACUGAUCGCGGCGCUCUUCGACAAGGCGCACCGGCUGGCCGACGCGGCGGCGGCCUCGGCGACGACGCUGAUGAGCGCCGACAUGGACGGCAUCGCGGUCGGGGUCCCGCAGUGCCUCGAGAUUCCCAUCGGCGCGCUGGAGCUAAGCCUCGGCGUGUACCUGUUGUCCGAUUACAUUGGCGUGGCUGCCCUGGCGGUGCUGGGUCCGCUGGUGGUGACGACUGUGGUGGCGUAUCUGCUCGGCUGCGCCAUGUCGCCGCGGUUGUCGGCGUGGAACAGGAGCAUCGAGAGGAGGAUUGCGCACACGGGGAGGGUUUUGCCACAGCUUACGUCGAUCAAGAUGCUUGGACUAGGCCCGACGGUGGGCACGUUCCUGCAGCAACUUCGAGUGACCGAGAUUGGUGUCUCCAAGAGGUAUCGACGCUUGGAGGCUCUAUCUAUUGGGCCGAUUGUGUUUGGUGACUUGAUGACGCCCGUCAUUGUCAUCGCCUCCGGCUUUUUCGGACCUGCAUUUGACCACCGAAUUACAGCGGUCAAGGUAUUCCCGAUGCUUGCUGUCAUCUCGCUGGUCGUCCGGCCACUCGCCGCCGUCUUGAGAACAGUCUCUACCGUUUCAAGCACAUUGGUGUGCUUUUCUCGCAUCCAAGCUUUCUUGGAACUCGAUGAGCUUCGGGAUUCUCGGUCAAGGGUGGGAUCCAGAAACGCUGCGCAAGAUCGAGACGAGUCGCCUCCCAACACCCAAAGCAUCAUCACGUUGCGCCGCGCGGACAUUGCACCGCUUGGGGAAACCAGGCCAGUUCUCCGAGAUGUCGAUUUCGAGCUUGCUCCGGGCUCCGUCACGGGAGUGCUCGGUCCAACCGGCGCCGGCAAGUCCCUUUUCCUCCGUUCACUGCUCGGGGAGACCGAGGUACUGGCUGGCUCUAUCCAAGUCGGCUCCUCCGACAUUGCGUACUGCGGUCAAAAAGUAUGGUUGCGCAAUACGUCGAUUCGGAACAACGUCAUAGGCAGUUCUCCAUACGAUGAAGCCAAGUUUCAGAGAGUCAUUCGCGCCUGUUUUCUUGAAGAUGACCUCGCACGGCUACCGGACGGACAAGACUAUGUCGUCGGCAACAACGGCGCCAACUUGAGCGGCGGUCAACGUCAGCGCGUAGCUUUGGCCCGAGCCGCGUAUGCCGAGACUACAAUCGUCUUGCUGGACGAUGUAUUUAGCUCGCUCGAUGCCGUCACGGCGAUAUGCAUCCUCCAUCAGCUCUGCGGAACCAACGGACUGUUUCGUCAGUCCGGAGCCACCGUCUUGCUUGCCACAUACCUCCCCCAAAGCAGAGACGUGACGGACCAGAUCCUUUUCUUGAACGGUCGAGGAACUGCUACCCUAGAGACAGGGCUUGGAAGCCCGCUGCAUCACACGGAUCAUCUUGUUGCCGCCCUCCUCCCGUUGAACACAAACGUGUCACUUGUCCAUGAGAACAAGGAGCAGGACGUUAUACGCAGAUCCCUCGAAAGACACGAACCAGGUGCAGUUUCCCCGAACUCAAGUCUUCGGCAACGAGGUGGCUUUCACUUGUACAAGCUCUUCAUCAACCCCAUCGGAAAGUUCAAGUUCCUGCUCCACGCCCUGCUGGUCUCAUUUGGUUCUGCUCUCGAGAUCAUCCCCGGCAUCUACAUCCGGAUCUGGAUCCAAGUCGACCCCGCGAGCUCCGCCUUCUUCAUCGGCUAUGUCGCCGUCGCCGUCGCCGCGUGCAUCAACGGGCUGCUGGAGUACUGGGUUCUUCACGUCCUGCUCUCCCCGCGCUCCUCCGCCACCCUUCACGACAAGCUCGUCAGGACCACCAUGGGCUGCACGCUCGCCUUCUACUCUGCCACGAAGGUCGGGAGCUUGUUGAACCUGUUCAGCCAGGACAUGACGCUCAUCUCCCGGAGCCUGCCCGGCGCCUACAUGCGGACGAUUUACGCGAGCGCCAACGCGGCCAUCAACACGGGCGUCAUUCUGUCCGGGGCCACCUACCUCGCCGCCGUGCUGCCCGCGAUGCUCGUCGUGCUCUACUUCAUCCAGCGUUGCUAUCUCCGCACGUCGCGGCAGGUGCGCCACCUGGACCUAGAGAUGAAGACGCCGCUGUAUACGCUGUUCGAGGACACGGCCGCCGGACUGACGCACAUCCGGGCGUUUGGCUGGCAAGAGGCCAACAUGGAGGCCGCGCUAGCGGCGCUGGAAGACUCCCAGAAGCCGUACUACGUUCUGGCGGCGAUCCAAUGCUGGUUGUCGCUGGUGCUGGGUCUCGUCACCGGUUUUAUCGGAACGCUGCUCGUAGCGCUUACGCUGCUCAUACCAGGGAGCUCGUCGCAGCCUGCGGUCGGAUUGUCCUUUAUGGGGCUUCUGUAUCUCAGCCAGGCCCUCGAGGGGACCAUCACGGCGUUUACGACUUUGGAAACGUCCUCGAGCGCCCUGGCGAGGAUCUCCAUGUUCGGGAGCGACACGCCGCAAGAGAGGAGGAGGUCCGCGGUGACGGAGUUGCCGAGUAGCUGGCCGGCGCUUGGCAGCGUGCGAGUGCAGAACCUGUUCGCGUAUUACUCUCGAGACCCUGGAUCGAGACCGGUGCUGCAGAACCUGUCCUUGGUGGUCCGUCCAGGGGAGCGAAUCGGCAUAGCCGGGCGCAGUGGAAGCGGCAAGACUUCGCUUCUGCUCACGCUGCUUGGAUUUCUGGAAUUUGACGGCCGCGUCGAGAUUGACGGAAUCGCUGUGUCAUCUGUAGCACCGGAGGAGCUGCGAGCUCGAUCCAUCUCCAUCACGCAGGAUCAGGUUCAGUUUGACGCCACCAUUCGGACCAACUUGCUGCCACUUUCCAUGAACGAGGAUGGGAAGAAGGCGACGCACGUGGCUUACGCGGACAAGGCCGGGGAACAAGACGACGACUUGGAAAAAUUGCUGAAGAGUCUUCACAUCUGGGCGCCGACGAUUGACAAGGGCGGUCUCGAUGCCAUGCUGGAUGAGGUCGGGUACUCCAAGGGGCAGCUGCAGCUAAUGUGCAUCGCGCGAGCUAUCCUACGUCAGCGGGAGACGGGGUUCAAGGUUAUUCUGGUAGACGAGGCAACCAGCAGUGUUGAUGCUGAAACGGAGAGGGUUGUCCACCAGGCGAUGGAGGACCACUUUGGGGGCUGCACCGUGCUGACGAUUGCCCAUCGUCAGUCGAGCCUUGGUGGCGCUGACCGGAUUGUUCGCCUUGAUCGUGGUAUGCUUGCUGCUGAUGGUGAAGGGGAUUCCGACUCUGGAGAUUCAGGUGAUGAUUCGUGA